Molecule: messenger RNA, 1254 nt
Organism: Anthostomella pinea
Lineage: Eukaryota; Fungi; Ascomycota; Sordariomycetes; Xylariales; Xylariaceae
Source: the annotation of a GenBank genome assembly
AUGGCUUCAGUUGACCAGGAUCCGCUUCUGUUGCUCCGGCAGUCAAUCGCGUCUGGCAGUCCCAUCUUCCCAACCGCGUCUGCUGAACCCUCCGCUCCCGAAGUCCGCCUGGCGCAAGCAACACACCUCACCUUCACGACACCUACCCGGAUAUCGAUCCCGAUCGACACCGCGACGCGCUUCGUAUCGGAAAACACCCCCGUCGAUCUGCGCAGUAUCUACUUCGCCUGGCUCAAUCGCGAGGUCGCCAUUCCCGAGUACAACACUUUCGCAUCGCAGUUGAACGAUGAGCUGGGAACGAGAGGUCCAGUCCGAGGGUUCGCCUUCUACCAGCGGCUUGACCUCAUUACAUGGCUCGAGGGAGCCAGUGAGGAGAGCGACUACAUCAAGCCACUAGCUGGAGACAAGGAUGGAUCAACCUCGACUGCAGCUGCGGCUCUGGCCUCCAAGGGCGCCGCUGCUCCAGCGAUUGGUACGACCUUAGGGAGGUCUGGAAAGGGAACUUUGGAUCCCAGACUAGCAGUCAUCUACAACAGCGAGCGGAAGAUGGGUGACCGGAACAGUGUGCUGAGAGGUAUCAAGUCGACGGACUUUACACACGUCCGCAAGCUUGCGGCCCUUUUCAUGGCGAAGAAACCAUCACAACCUUCGUCCUCGAACAUCUCCAGCAAUCCUGCUCUAGCAACACACCAAAAGCCUAAGCGGCCCGACCCCAUCAUCCUACUCUCGCCGUCCGCGUCUUCGUUACUACGAAUGUCGAAUAUCAAGUCCUUCCUCGAGAGCGGUCAAUAUGUGCCGCCCGAUUCUCUUGCUGCUAGCUCCAGUACGAGCGCGAGCAUGCUACAUAUCAACCGUUUGAUGAAGGACAUCGACCCUAACCGACCGAUGCGAUUUAUCCUCGUGGAAGGGCCUGAGCAGUUCAAGCCUGAGUACUGGAGUCGUGUGGUUGCCGUUUUCACCACCGGCCAGAGCUGGCAAUUCAAGAACUACAAAUGGAGCAAUCCGAUGGACCUGUGGCGCCAUGUACCGGGCAUCUUUGUGGGCUGGCGUGGCGAGCAGCCCCCUGAAAGCGUCAGAGGCUGGGGCCACAGGGUGAUGAACGUUGGUGUGGACAGGUGGAAGGACACAGGAGCCACGGGGAUGGACUCGAGUCGGUGGAGAGAUCGGGAGGCUGUGGAGGGUAUCUGGAAGGCGAUCGAGGGCAACAUGCGAAGCAAGGGCUGGAAACGUGACCGGGCUCCAGCCUUGAUAUGA